AAAAUUCGCGUUCUGAUGGUAAAUGCGGUAUCAACGAGUUUCUGCUGAACUCGUUGCAACAUGCAUUAUUGGAAAUAAAUUCUUCUCAGAACAAUCUAAUGCCGAUAGAGUAAAUAGUGCUCAAAGACCUUGUGUGGCAUCGGCGCAUUCGUAUAAGUUAGACCAACUAAUUGGACUUUGUAAAAGCCACAAAUUGGCUGAUAACCCCAUUAAGCAAAAUGAAGAAAAUGCAUGUGAUUUAGGAUAUUUACAAUCGGAUGUCGGAUUGAGACUUGUGUCACAUCUCUUUUAAUUUCUUCAGCGACCAUUAAACUUAUCUCCCUAUAAAGAAUGAAAUCCUCCGUUCCAUCCCUUCUGCGGAGAAUGGUCUCCAGUUUAUUCAAAUUUCUCCUCUUCCCUUCGAGAUUUCCUGUAUAGUUUGAUCACCUACUGAAUUCAGGUCUUAUUCUUCUUCUUCGUUCUCCGAUAACUCACAAGUUCAUUCCAAAGUCUAAUACAAUGGAGAGUGAGAACACGAUCACCGAUUUGAGAACUGCAUCAUUUUCGGUUUAUCUCAACACUGCUCAAGACGCCCUCGUGAAGAAGCUUACUGAUCAGGUUCAGCUUCCAUCUUCCACCAUCAUACCAACUGAGGAGUCUCCGGUCGUCCCUGUUCGCCCAGGGAAGGUUGUGCCUAAAGACGCUGAGAUUGGGGUCUUUGGUGCUGAGAAGUACUUCAACAUGAAGAUAGAUGAUGAUGAACCUAUCAGCACUACCCCGAGACUCGUUGUCGAUGAUUAUGCGAGAAAGCUUGGGCACAAGAAGGAAAAGUGCGUUGAACCUUACUAUGCCAACUCGAAGAGGAGGUUGGGAACCCCGAGUAUUAGCUCGGAGUCGAGUUGGGGUAGCCAAACGGCUUUCCUGAGGAACUUGCAGAGGAACCUGUCCUAUAGCAGGCACAGCAACAAAGCGAGCGAUCAGGGGGGAUUCUUCGCAGGAUUCAGGUGCAACAAGUCCUGCGCUGAUCGGAAAUCGAUAUAUGUCUCCAAAAGAGUUUCCCGCCAAGAAGUAGCGACGCAGAUCAACGGUACUGUCCCGUUAGGGAGUUCUGGAAGAAAGCUCACCUCACAGUCACUUCCGCAUUCAAAUCCACGGACCGCGUUACAAUCACGGGAUGAGUUCAGCUCCCCAAGCUUUGAGAAAUUGAGAGGCGAGUCGAAGAGAAUGGAGCCCUUUGCGUUUCCGUUGCUUAUUAAUGCCCCAAAGGCAGUGGAGGAGCCAAGAAUAUCCCUAGAGGUGUUCGGCUCGCAUGCUAAAAAGAGAGCGGACAAUGUCGUGGCGAUGAACUUGGAAAGGAAGCUGUCGAUGCUUACUUGGGAUGCCAUUCCCAAGGCCAAGAUCCAUAAGAGUCCCACAAAAAUGGAAGAAGAUAUGGGGAGUGAGGCAAGCUCCGAACUAUUUGAGAUCGAGAACAUCUCCGGCACCACGACCAUUCCUCCCUCAACGUGCUACGAGCCAAGCGAAGCAAGCAUUGAAUGGAGCGUCGUGACUGCCAGUGCAGCAGAUUUUUCCGUACUCUCAGAGUAUGAUGAGAAGGAAGUCUUGGCAGACAUAAGAGGUGCAAAUAAAAUUCCUACUCUCAGUAGCAGGCCGAAUUUUACGAGAAAUUCAAAUGAGAAGGAAGUCCCCAAGAGCCGCCCGAGUGGGCUGUUGGGGUGUAAGAGUCACAAGGCGCUUCAAGUUGCUGAGACCGUGCACAAAACCAGCGAGAAGCCGAGGACCCCUCGGCCCCAUCUAAGGUUGGAAGCCGCUAUACCUUGAUAGAUUACAUGGUGAAAAGGGUCUUGUUUUCGCAGUUACAAAAGGCCUCCACACCAGGAGGACAUUAGGAACAGGACUACUGUUUCUCGGUUUCUUUUCUGCAUUUUUUCCGGUUUUGUGAUCGUGUUAAUUUAUGAUUAUCGAUGUGGUUACAAUGAUAAUUAUUAAGUUUGCUGCUAA
Punica granatum (pomegranate) is the source of this 1980-nucleotide messenger RNA. Lineage: Eukaryota; Viridiplantae; Streptophyta; Magnoliopsida; Myrtales; Lythraceae. The record is from RefSeq and is a predicted model, not a curated record.